Molecule: messenger RNA, 2787 nt
Organism: Spea bombifrons (plains spadefoot toad)
Lineage: Eukaryota; Metazoa; Chordata; Amphibia; Anura; Pelobatidae
Gene: GUF1
Product: GTP binding elongation factor GUF1
Exons: 18
Coding region: 227-2248 (673 amino acids)
Biological process (GO): positive regulation of translation
Cellular component (GO): mitochondrion
Molecular function (GO): mitochondrial ribosome binding; GTPase activity; GTP binding
Source: RefSeq, a predicted model, not a curated record
UGGGAGGAGGGUCACUUUCACAUUCAGCCUGAGCAGACAUGCUGGAAGGUGAGUAGCAAGGAGCUGUUUGAUCAGAGCUUUGGAGAAAAUGGAACUUGUAAGUGCGUAUGGCUCAAAGAACCCUUUCCCCUACCGGAUCGCACGUCACUUGUGAAGAAAAGAAAUAUGGAUUUUAAUGAUACUUAAAACUUAGGUAUCACUCCACAGGACCAAAUCUUCUGAAGACAUGUUUGUCCCUAACCACAGCACAAAAUGCCUGCACCUGUGGAAGCGCACAAUUUAUGCCCGCUUUGGUCAAUUGUUGACAUGGAAUUUAUAUGGCUCGUGUUUUUAUCGACAUCAUGGUUUCUUGGAAACAGUCCAGAUAUCUAUGGAUCACCAAAAGCUUUAUAGUUCUCAAAAGGAGAAGAUGGACAUGUCUGAAUACUCUGUAGAAUGUAUUAGAAAUUUCAGUAUAAUAGCUCAUGUGGACCAUGGGAAAAGUACUCUGGCCGACAGAUUGCUUGAAAUUACAGGGCGUAUUCCGAAAGCAGUUUCUAACAAGCAAGUCCUGGAUAAACUACAAGUGGAACGAGAGAGAGGAAUCACAGUAAAAGCACAGACUGCAUCUCUGUUUUAUACGUUCAAAGGCAAAAAAUAUCUUUUAAACCUGAUAGACACCCCAGGACAUGUGGAUUUUAACUAUGAAGUCUCUAGAUCCCUCUCUGCUUGCCAAGGUGUCCUGCUAGUAGUUGAUGCAAAUGAGGGUAUUCAGGCGCAGACUGUGGCAAACUUCUUUUUAGCCUUUGAAGCACAACUUGCAAUAAUCCCUGUUAUAAACAAGAUAGAUUUGAAGAACGCAGAACCAGAGAGAGUAGAGAAGCAAAUUGAAAAAAUGUUUGAUAUUCCGAGGAGCGACUGCAUUAGGAUCUCUGCCAAGCUUGGAACAAAUGUUGAACGAGUUCUUGAAGAGGUUAUAACAAAACUCCCACCACCAAACAUUGACCCAAAAAGCCCCUUGAAAGCUCUGUUGUUUGAUUCAACAUUUGAUCAUUACAGAGGCGUUGUGGCUAAUAUUGCACUUUUUGGGGGACAGGUUUCCAAAGGCCACAAAAUCGUGUCUGCUUAUACUGGAAAGAGCUAUGAGGUCAAUGAGGUUGGCAUCUUAACACCUGAAGAAGUACCGACUGAUAAGUUGUAUGCCGGACAGGUAGGUUAUUUAGUUGCUGGAAUGAAAGAGGUGAAUGAAGCUCAAAUAGGUGACACUCUGUAUCUGCAAAAGCAUCCUGUGGAGCCACUUCCUGGAUUCAAAUCUGCCAAACCCAUGGUAUUUGCAGGCAUGUAUCCAGUCGAUCAGUCUGAAUAUAACAACCUCAAGAGUGCUUUAGAAAAGCUGACAUUGAAUGACUCUAGUGUAACUGUAAAUCGGGACAGCAGUCCAGCGCUCGGAGCUGGAUGGAGGUUAGGUUUCCUUGGGCUUCUGCACCUUGAAGUUUUUAACCAGCGCUUGGAACAGGAGUAUAAUGCUUCAGUAAUUAUGACUGCGCCAACUGUACCAUACAAGGCUAGACUGUCCUCGCCGAAACUGAUAAAGGAAUAUGGUGAAGAAGAGAUAACUAUAGUAAACCCAUCUGAUUUUCCUGAUAAAUAUCAAGUAUCAGAAUUCCUUGAGCCUAUGGUGUUAGGCACCAUCAUUUCACCAGAUGACUAUAUGGGAAAGAUAAUUACAUUAUGCCAGUCACGACGAGCGAUUCAGAAGAGCAUGGUGUACAUCGAUGAUCACAGAAUUAUGAUGACAUACCUAUUCCCUCUAAAUGAAAUUGUUCUGGAUUUUUAUGAUAAUCUAAAAUCACUUUCUUCUGGAUAUGCAAGUUUUGACUAUGAAGAUGCUGGUUAUCAGGCGGCAGAACUUGUCAAAUUGGAUAUUUUGCUAAAUGGACGUCCUGUAGAAGAGUUGGUGACCAUUGCACACAAAGAUAAAGCUUAUGCGGUUGGGAAAGCAAUUUGUGAAAGGCUUCGUGAUGCGAUACCCAGGCAGUUGUUUGAAAUAGCGGUGCAGGCAGCUAUUGGCAGCAGGAUCAUAGCAAGAGAAACGAUUAAAGCCUACAGGAAAAAUGUCCUGGCAAAAUGUUAUGGAGGUGACAUUACAAGAAAAAUGAAGUUGCUAAAGAAGCAAGCUGAAGGCAAGAAAAAAAUGAGGAGAAUUGGGAAUGUGGAGGUGCCAAAAGAUGCAUUUAUAAGCGUAUUAAAAAGGACUACCGACAAAUGAAAAUGAAUUAACUAGCCACAUAUUUGUUCAAUUUGGAACAGAACCAGUGACUUGAACUUUGGCAUGCAGUAUGGCCAAAAAGCCGAUGUACAACACCCACAAUGUUCAGGCAGCAUGUAAAAAAAACAAGGGCAGCCGUGGAUGGCUGAGUAAGAUUAGACUGCGUCUCUUUUUAGGAAAGAAACCGUUCUGUGUCUUACUACUUGAGCUUCAUUCUCAGAGACUAUCCAAACUGUUGCACUUUGUUGAAGAUUCCCAUCAUGACCCAUCAUGGAUCCUAUUUUCCAUAGACUUACUACUUUCAACACAAAGUAACCUUGUUCUUAUACAGAAUAACACCAGUCAAAAUGAUUGUCUUCUGCUGAUGAUCAUGGGAUGGAUUCCAGAUUGGUAACCAGUGUCCAUAGUAAACUGUCAGUUAUAAAUUUGUUUACUCCCUGAAUCGGUUUGGAAAGCAUUCUGCAGUCAAAACAGCAAUUAAAAUUUCUUUGGAUAAAAUAUUUUUUUCAAUGGAUAAUAAAAUACAGUGUGAAAUAUCA